This is a messenger RNA of Striga asiatica, 1288 nucleotides long. Lineage: Eukaryota; Viridiplantae; Streptophyta; Magnoliopsida; Lamiales; Orobanchaceae. The record is from the annotation of a GenBank genome assembly.
UUUUGAAAUAAAAUUUAGAACUAAAUUUUCUCGCCCUCUAUAUAUAUUGAAUGCACCCUCAUUAACACACCUAACAUUUCUUCCCUCCACGAAAGUUUAGCCCAAAUAACAUAUUUUCAUCUCACCCAAAAUAAAUUUGUUUAGUUAGAAGAAAGGUGCACCAUGACCAACCACGGCACCCAAGGAGUCAUAACUUGCAAAGCUGCGGUGUUGAGAAAAUCUGGGGAGCCAUUGGAAGUUGAGGAGAUUCAAGUAGACCCGCCCAAAUCGUCUGAGGUUAGGAUCAAGAUGCUCGUGAUCGAGAGCGUUGGAGAAGGCGUGACGAAGCUGACGGCAGGGGACACCGUGAUGCCACUCUACCUCGGCGAGUGCGGGGAAUGCCUCAACUGCAAGUCGGGAAAAACAAACUUAUGCCACAAAUACCCUCUCGGUUUUAGCGGCCUCAUGUCAGACGGCACGUCGAGAAUGUCUGUAAAAGGAGAGAAAAUAUACCACCACUUUAGCUGCUCGACUUGGUCAGAGUACAUCGUGAUAGAAGCUGACUAUGCGGUCAAAGUUGACCCGAGAGUCUCUCUCCCACACGCCAGCUUUCUGUGCUGUGGCUUCACAACCGGGUUUGGGUCGACUUGGAGAGAGAUCACAAUACACAAGGGCUCCACUGUGGCUGUCAUUGGGCUUGGUGCUGUUGGGCUUGGGGCUGUCAAAGGAGCCCAAAUGCAAGGGGCCUCCAAAAUAAUCGGGAUAGACAUAAACGAAAUGAAGCGUGACAAGGCCAAAAAAUUUGGAAUUACAGAGUUUAUAAAUCCAAAGAGCUCUGAUAAAUCCGUGUCCGAUUUGAUCAAAGAGGCGACGGGAGGGCUUGGAGUCGACUUCUGCUUCGAGUGCACGGGCGUGCCAAAUUUGCUUAAUGAAGCCAUUGAGGGUUCAAAAGUGGGACUUGGGACAGUUGUAUUUAUUGGUGCAGGGCUUAAUAAGAGUGGGGAGCUCAACUAUAUUCCUCUCUUGUGUGGUAGAACUGUCAAGGGUUCUAUCUAUGGUGGUGUCAGGACUCAAACAGAUCUCCCUCUAAUUGUUGAGAAAUGUGUCAACAAGGAAAUUGAUCUUGAUGAGCUGAUUACACAUGAGGUUUCACUUGCUGAGAUCAACAAAGGGUUUGAUUAUAUGAAAGAGCCCAACAGUGUGAAGGUUGUCAUCAAGUUUUAAGGGUUAUGUGGUUCAGCAUAUAUCCCUCGUGCUAUUUCCUUUUUCAUCUCCUCAAUUCUUUUACUUGUUUUUUUUUUUUUUUUUU